UUUUCUUCCAAUUUAGACUUGUUUAAUCAAAAAAUGGUUGUUCGAACAUUAAUUCCAUCACACUUUAAAGCUCCUUGGGGAUUUGCAAAGAAGGGUGCUAAAGGACUUCGAAAAAUAGGUCCACUGCAUUAUGAAUCGUGGAAGUGGCCUGGACAGAAUAGAGAAUUUCCUGAAUUGUCUCCAAAAUGGCAGAAGAAUAAUACAAUGGAAUUGAGAGGUUUGUUUUGCUAUUUUUUUUAUUAA
This is a messenger RNA of Meloidogyne enterolobii, 243 nucleotides long. The record is from the annotation of a GenBank genome assembly. NCBI's taxonomy places the organism in Eukaryota, Metazoa, Nematoda, Chromadorea, Rhabditida, Meloidogynidae.